Amphibalanus amphitrite is the source of this 4010-nucleotide messenger RNA. Its product is annotated as monocarboxylate transporter 2-like. The transcript has 8 exons. Gene Ontology annotation, biological process: transmembrane transport. Lineage: Eukaryota; Metazoa; Arthropoda; Thecostraca; Balanomorpha; Balanidae. Gene Ontology annotation, molecular function: monocarboxylic acid transmembrane transporter activity. Bases 1013 to 3352 code for a protein of 779 amino acids. The record is from RefSeq and is a predicted model, not a curated record.
GACGGAGGUGGUAUCGGGCGGGAGGACAGGCUCUGUGGUGUCUGUGGUGUGUGAGGUGACCUGAGGUGAUGUAGACAUCACAUAGACGUGACUGAGUGAUGUAGGAAGGUCACGUGGCGUGGUGAAGCUAGACCUUCGUGACGGUGUGCAACUCACAACCAGCUUGAGCUAAUGUUGAUGAAUCAGAACCGAGAGCCGGAUUGUUGUUGGAAGGAUGUGGAGUAGAUAUUCAUCGGUGAUAUUUCAUUGGCUGAAAACCAACAGAAGUGCGUAUCAGCACAUCAGCAUUGGCUAAUGACUGGAAAACAAAACGUCCAUCGUAUUGUAAGGAGCAGAAUUCUCCGUAUACUGCGCUUUCUUCGGUGAGCGACUUUUCCGUCUUUGGCUAGUUGCAUCUCGUCAUAUCUCUGUUGAGAACCGGAAUCCUGUUUAUCGUGACGCAAACUACUAUCGCCGCAAUGGGGUGUGCACCUACCGACUUCCAAGUCGAACUUUAUAAGCAGCCUGAGAACCGACAGCCUAAACCACGCUUCUGAUUCAAGAGAUUUACCGCAGUGUGGGCUCUUCUUUUCCAUUCUUCAUCAUCCUUCCCUUUUCAAUCGCAUCAAUCGUAGCACUUCCACCCCACACCUUUGCAUGAUUCCAUCUCAUCACCACUGCCACUUCUGCUUACUGUGACGGUGUCGUUUCUGACGACCGGCGUCCACUCGCCCCUCCUCCCCACCGACCCGCCUCUCUCCGACUGGCCCCGCCCCUCCCCAGACGACCCUCGGCCGCCUAAUGACCCUCUGAUUCCGGGCCGCGUUCGUAUGACUAUAACGGACAACUGUGGCGCCGCGAUAGCUGAAUAUAAGUGCUUCAUAAUCCGGCGGCGUCGCUUGUUAUCCGUCGGUCUGGACGGCUGGACGGCGGCUGGAGUGAGAGGAGAUCAGUGGUGGUAGUGCCGGGUCUGGUGGUGUGAUCAGCGAGCUGGUGCUGGUGCCUGUGGUGGUGUUGGUGUAGUUGCACCACCAUGUGGCCACAAACGGCGGUGCGUCGCACCCUCUCAUGGCCGCUGGUGCAACAGGAAACUUCCGAGCCAGAACUGGAGGUGUGCACGUGUUAUGGGGCGGACCCUAUCCCAUCAGUAGUGCCAGAAGCAGCACCAAACGGCGUUCUUCAGUUUCCUCUGGCAUCACUCACUGGAGAACCCUUGGUCAACAAUGUCAACAACUGUGAACCUGUGCAGAACGAUGUCGGUGUAAACAAUGCCACAUCUGUGCCGAGACCGCCAGUAUCACCACGGCCCGCCCGAGGACCCUCCGCACCUUCCGCGCGAGAUACCACCUCCUCUCAGCAGCGUCCGAGCUGCCUGGCGCGUCAGGGCAGCGCUCCCGUGCGCCUACCGCGGCUGCCGAGCCUCUUCUCUCCCGGCAUCCUCAGUGAGGAGAACAGUCACGCUAGCCACGUGAGCCACCUGAGCAGCCAGCGUCCGGGCGCUACUGGUGAGAACGCGCGUCGUUUUCCGACCAUCUAUCUACACUACUACCCGGAGGCCGGCUGGGGCUGGGUGGUGGCCACGUGCGCGCUACUCGUGCAGCUCACCCUGGUCGGCCUGCACGCCGGCGUCGGACUGAUGCUGCUGCUCGUCCGGGAUGACUUUCAGCAGAUCCCGCCGCAGGAGCUGGGCUGGCUGGGCGCGCUCUCGAUGGCUCUGUCGUGGCUCCUCUCGCCGUUGACAAUCGCCAUCUGCCGGAGGAAGUCCACCCGACUGACGGCUGUCCUCGGAGGACUGGUGGCCGCCCUCGGACUCCUCUUCACCUCCUUCGCCUCCCGGUUCCAUCAGCUGUUCAUCUCGUACGGUACCAUAUUCGCGGUGGGUGUCUCCAUGACCCGGGACGCCUCCACUUUGAUGGUGGGCCAGUACUUCAAACGGCGACGGGAGCUGGUCGAGACGAUUGUCAUGUCCGGUAGUGGUGUCGGGCUCGCCAUCAUGUCGGCCCUCAUCCAGGGCACCAUCAAGUCGCUGGGCUGGCGGCUGGGUCUGCAGGCCGUCACCGGCGCCGUGGUCUUCACCUUCCUCCUGGGCACCUUCUACCGGUCGGCGUCGCUGUACCACCCGCAGAGGAGGGCCAUCCUACACCUCAAACACUCCAAGAAAAAGGUGAAAGGCAAAACAAAGAUAGACGACAAGCCGCCGUUUUUCGACGUGUCCAUGCUGAAGUCGCGGACGGUGCGGAUGCUGCUGUUCUCGGCGAGCCUCAGCUCCGUUGGCCUACAUACCCCGCUCAUCUAUCUCGCGCAGCAGGCCCGUCAGGAGGGCAUCAGCGAGGACUCGGUGCUGCUUCUACAGACCUACCUGGGGCUCGGCUGGACACUCGGCUGCUGCGCCUUCGGGUUCGUGGUCGUCAGAAACAAUCAGGAGUGUCACAUCAGCCGUCAGUACCUGUACCAGGCGUCCUCCUUCGUCUGCGGUAUGUGUCUGCUGGCGCUGCCCGCGGUGCAGGGCUACAGCGGCUACGUCCUCUUCGCCUGGCUCUACGGCAUCUUCUACGGCGGCUUCCAGUACAGCCUCAAGAUGUGCACGUAUGAGAAGGUCCGCGCCAGGAACUUCGCCAAGACGUGGGGCUUCGUCCAGGGCAGCCAGGCGAUACCUGUGCUGCUGGGAGCGCCCGUCACAGGCUACAUAAACGUGGCCGUCGGCGGCAAGGCGGGCUACUACUUCAGCGCCACGUUCGUCGUCAUCGGCAGCAUCAGCAUCUUUCUGGUGGAGUUCCAGCGGCGCCAGCGGCGGCGGCGGCGUCGGCACCGUCACGGUCACAGCGCGGCCGCCUCGGACGCGCCGCUGGCCGAGCAGCCGCCCCCGGAGCCGCUGCCGCGCGUCGACUCGCUGCCUGACGUCGACGAGCGCGUCCUCAGCCUGCUGAAGCAGCGCGCCUCGGCCAUGGCGGCGGCCCACAGCAGCGGCGAGCACCGCAAACAGCAGGAGCUGACCUGCAUCUCCGAGGAAGGAAUCGCCGACAUGGACCUGCCCGACGAGCUGUUCGACGACAUCGAGCUCGAGCUUAACCUGCUGCAGGGCGACAUCACGUCCUGCAACAAGGUGGAGAACUACUUGGUGCUGAGCGAGUACGAGAACAACCUGUUUGCCGAGCAGCCGAGCGACCGACGGCCGGGAGGUCAGCGGCGCUCCGUCAGCCGCGGCAUGGCAGCGGCGCAGGCCGCCGCCCGGCGCCAGGCCGACAUCCCCGAGGAGCACCCGGAGAUCGAGAGCGAGCCGCCCUCGGACGCCUCGUCCAUCUCCUCGCGCCUGUUGCGCACGUUCCGCCGGGGCCGCAGGCGCGGCAGUGAGGCGCAGCGACACCCGCACUAGCGCUGGAGGGGUGCAGCGGUCACGGAGUCGUUAGCCGAGACGGUGGUCGUGAUGGGGCUAAAGACGGAUUGCAGACGGUCAGUGUUUUGGGAGAGGGGAUCUUCCGAAUCUGCCAUCAGUUCGUGCCAAGACUGGUUGUUUGAACUUCAGGAUAUUGUAACGCGGCCAACGUGAUUGUGAUGUUGACCUUAUUCAUCCGAGCUGUCAGGGCGAGCUUAUGUGUUUUAUGAACGUUAUAGUAACUGUGCGACGUGUGUGUGGGAUUUUAUCUCGGUCAUGUGCAGCUACACUGCAGCUCUUGCACAGCUGGUGUAUUACCUACUUUGCUAGCACACAACGUUAGUGAUGAAGUCAUUCACAUCGUUAUUCAAAAUAUUUAAUGCGCUUGGUUUUACUAUAUUUUAUUGCUUCGCUCUCCCACUGUUCACCUUUGAUAGGUGUUUAUAUGUGAAUUAUUUGGUUGUUUUCUGACCAUUCCCAUCGUGGUGACUUGCGAAUGUUAUCGUGAAUACGUUUUUUGUUACACUUUUUAUGAUCAAAGCCUUUUGGCAUUUUUUCAUUGAUGGUGAACUACCGUCAUUGUCUUGUGACUGUGAACAUGGGACAUGUAGCUAGAGCGUUGUGUACUUAGAUGAGGAAAUACAUGCGGUAUACUAAA